This is a messenger RNA of Lethenteron reissneri (Far Eastern brook lamprey), 1374 nucleotides long. Its product is annotated as thread biopolymer filament subunit gamma-like. Gene Ontology annotation, biological process: intermediate filament organization. Gene Ontology annotation, molecular function: structural constituent of cytoskeleton. Lineage: Eukaryota; Metazoa; Chordata; Hyperoartia; Petromyzontiformes; Petromyzontidae. Gene Ontology annotation, cellular component: intermediate filament; plasma membrane; axon. The record is from RefSeq and is a predicted model, not a curated record.
AUGGGCAUGUACGGCGGUGGUGGUGGCGGUGGUGGUGGUGCAGUGGGCUACGGCGUGUACGGCUCCGGUGCGGCGGGGCUCGGCUUGGCUUUAGGUGAUGGCUACGGGGUCGCCACGGGGCAAGGAGGCCUCUCGCUACAGACGGGGCUCGGCGCGUCUCGGGGCUACGCCGUAGGCUACGGAGGCGGACUGGGUCUGGGUCUGGCUGCCGGGGGAGGUGGUGGGGCGCUCAUGCCGUACGGGAGCCCCGCGUUCGCCGCCGGGCGCUCGAUGCUGUCGGGAGGACUGGCCGGGGGGCAUCCGCCGCAGUCGCUCGCCGCCAUGCCGCCUCUGGCCACGCGAAACGUGCACAAGGCCACGCUGCAGGGACUCAACCAGCGCUUCACGGGCUACGUGGAGAAGGUGCGUCUCCUGCAGCGCGAGAACGCAGCGCUGGAGGCGCAGCUGCAGGUGCUGGCGGGGGGCGCGCCCAUUUCCGCCGACGGGGACCUCGCGGUCGACUACGAGGAGCGAGUGGCCGAGCUGCGCACCUCGCUCGAGACGCUCGCCACGGAGACCGCGAGCCUCGAGGUGGAGGCGGACAACGUGCGCGCCACCGCAGAGGAGCUCCGAGCCAAGUACGACUUCGAGACGGGCAUUCAUUACCAGCUGCAGUCGGACAUCACCCUCAUGAAGAAGGACAUCGAGUUUGCGACCGAUUCCAAGGUCACCCUGGCCACCAAGAUUACCUCCCUCACGGAAGAGCUCGCGUUCCUCAAGAUGAAUUACGAGGAGGAGAUGGCGACUUACCACGUCCGGCUGGGCACCACCGAGUCGACGUCGGCCGUCAUCGAGGUGGACACGGUCCGCUCGGUCGACGUCACCACGGCGCUCUCCAAGAUCCGCGACGAGUACGAGGAGGUGGCGCGCAAGCACCGCGCGGAGGCCGAGGCGCACUACACCAGCACGAUGGAGCGAAUCCAAGAGUCCACGGCGCAAACGACGGCGGCCAUCACGGAGCUCAAGACGGAGCUGAGCACGGUGCAGAAGGACGUGCAGAGCCACUACUCGGAGCUGCAGACCACCCUGUCCGAGAGCUACUCCCUGGAGCAGACAGUGGCGAUGCACUCGGCCCGCAGCAGCACCAGCGUGGCGAGCUACCAGACGACCUUUGCCAGCCUCGAGGUGGCCAUCGCCACCGCCAAGUCGGACCUGCAGCGCCAGCUCGUGGCCUACCAGGCGCUUGUGGACGUCAAGCUGGUGCUGGACGCGGAGAUCGCCACCUACAAGCGUCUGCUGGAGGGCGAGGAGGACAUGUGGGCGACGCACGCACGCACACACGCGCGCGUGACCCCGCGCGUGACCCCGCGCUUGAACCUGUGCGACCCCGCUUGA